AUGAAUUUCGACGAAGACCUCCCCCCCGACCUUGUCGAGGCUGAUACGAGCUCGCAAGACGACAAGCUCGUCAAGGUACCCAUUACCAUCGUCACUGGCAAGCUGAUAAUAGACCACGAGUGGGAGCCGUGUUUAUCGCCGCCACUAACCUCGCAAGCAGGCUACCUCGGGGCCGGGAAGACCACCCUUCUAAAUUACAUCCUCACUGCCCGUCAUGGAAAGAGGAUCGCCGUCAUAAUGAACGAGUUUGGCGACUCACUCGAUAUCGAAAAGUCCCUGACUAUCAACAAAGGUGGCGAACAGGUUGAAGAAUGGCUCGACGUCGGCAACGGUUGCAUUUGCUGCUCUGUGAAGGAUUCCGGAGUAAACGCAAUCGAGUCCCUGAUGGAGAAAAAGGGUGCAUUUGACUACAUCCUCUUGGAAACCACAGGACUAGCGGACCCGGGUAACCUAGCCCCCCUAUUCUGGGUUGAUGACGGGUUGGGGAGUACCAUCUACCUAGACGGCAUCGUCACGUUAGUAGAUGCGAAGAACAUCCUGCGGAGCUUGGAAGACCCGUCGGGGAAAGCAGAAGGCCACGAAGACCAUGACGGCCACGGGCCCGUCAUGACGACCGCCCACGUCCAGAUUUCUCACGCGGAUGUUAUCGUGAUCAAUAAGUCGGACUUGGUCGAUGCGGCGGAACUAGAAGAUAUCCAAGCGCGGAUUCGGGCAAUCAACGGUCUCGCGAAGAUUCACGUGACGAAGCAGAGUGCCGUACCCCAGUUGGAAGGGUUCCUGCUGGAUUUGCAUGCAUACGACCAAGUCGAUGAUGCGCUGAAUGCCGUAAAGAAGGGGCAUAGUCACCUUGACCCUACUAUUUCCACAGUUGCCGUUGAUGUGCCACCCUUGGCACCCCAACAACUCGAGCACGUCGACGCCUGGCUAAGAUCUGUGCUGUGGGAAAGCGAGGUACCAGGAGAAACUACCAGUCCAACCCGCCCCGUUGAAAUCCAUCGCCUGAAAGCCCGUCUAGUCUUUGACAACGGCGAUGUGAAGAUGGUGCAAGGUGUCAGAGAGAUUUUUGAGAUUUUUGACUUAGACUCACCCUCGGAUCCAGACGGCGGCACGGCGCAAGCCGGAAAGGUUGUUCUCAUCGGAAGGGGUAUUCAAGAGGUCAACUUUGAGCGGAGUCUGCUAGAGGCAGUCCGAGGCCGGUAA
Durotheca rogersii is the source of this 1200-nucleotide messenger RNA. Its product is annotated as cobW-domain-containing protein. The coding region runs from base 1 to 1200 and encodes 399 amino acids. The record is from RefSeq and is a predicted model, not a curated record. The transcript is spliced from 4 exons. NCBI's taxonomy places the organism in Eukaryota, Fungi, Ascomycota, Sordariomycetes, Xylariales, Xylariaceae. Gene Ontology annotation, cellular component: cytoplasm.